CGCAAGUUCUUGGCUCAGCGGGCCGCUUUUAGGACACGCUAUGGAUGGAUAUGGUCCGCUUCGUGUCCCAGAACUUCGGUGGCUUUGCGAGCAACGCGGCCUGUCACCAUAUGGACGAAAAAAGGAGCUGCUUGCCAGACUCGAGGAACAAGAUCAAGAAGAUCUAGUGCCACAUGCCGAAUGCAUCGCCCCUGGCCUAGAGCCCUUCCGAGAGCUGGAGCAACUGGCAGCAGAGCUCACCCAGAAAUUUCCAGCUCAGGUGGGAGGUGCUGUGGAUUCUGUACCUCGUGUGGCUCCGGCUCAGGCCAAGUCUGCACCAGCACAACCAAAGGCAGCGAAGGUGUUUGGACUUGUGGGUGGCUCUAUCCACUCCCCUCCUCUACCCCUACCCCAACCAGAUGGAGUAUCAGACGAUGAGCGGGUCUUGCGUGGUCUUUUGGAGUUCUUUGCCUGUCCAGAUGGCGAAGGUGAACUUUUCAAGCUCAAAUACCGAGAUUUCGUUCGAAAUGUGUCGGAGGUGCUACAGCCUGACCUCCUUCCAAGUACGUCAUCGAGCUCCACCGCUGCCACGGCAGUUGCAUCAACAGCUGCAGCUGCAGCAUGCACAAUGGAUGUCAUUCUCCGCAAUGGUAGCAACUUGAAGGACCAAGCCGUGCCAGGUGCAACGAACUCCAAAGGCACUUGGUCUUCAGAGAUGUGGAGGAAAUGCAUGGAAUUGAUUGAGAAUCGUUUUCAAAUUUGCCAGCUGCAGCUGAGACAUGAUUCCCUUAGUGAAGAGCUUGAAAGCCUGAACAAGAAAGCGAUGGAGAAGGCGGAGGAACUUCAACAGGCUAAGGAGCAGCUUGACCGGCUCCAGGAACAGGAGGCGCAACAGCGCCAGCAACUUCUCGGUCGAGCGCGGCUUCAAUUUGAAGCCUGGCUCGAAAAGACCGAAUCGGAUGAAGCAGCGGUAGAUGGUUGACUUACGAGUGCUGUGCUGGUUGACUUAGAGCUGUAAGCUCCAUGGUGGUCGCCCUGUGCCAUUGUGCAACUGCACGGCGAUGUGCAGCUAGACAUAGUUGGGCUUUGACCUUGAAGACGGCGUAUUUGUGUGUCCAAAACCUUCGAGGGCAGACGUCUUCAACGAGAAACACACCUUUUAUGUGCAACAAAUCCUUUUUCAUUCAUAUUGGGUUGGGGUGAUGCAGGAUUGCAUAGAUGAGCCACAUUGAUGAAUCGGAGCAUGUGCAGUGUGUCGCACGGUG
This is a messenger RNA of Durusdinium trenchii, 1244 nucleotides long. The record is from the annotation of a GenBank genome assembly. NCBI's taxonomy places the organism in Eukaryota, Dinophyceae, Suessiales, Symbiodiniaceae.